AUGAGCAAUAAUUCCAAUCACGCUUUAUAUUCAAAUUAUCCCGUUGAUGCACAUAUUACAAUACAUUAUCAAAAUAUUGAGAACAAUAAUACAAGUAUUAAUGAUACUACAGACGAAGAUGAUAAAAAUAAUGAAUCAGAGCCUUCAAUAUCGUCUUUGACAUCUUCACCUUCUACUCCAACAAUGCAUCCCAUGUCUGUAUCUCCAUCUUUGCAUAUUAUUGAAACAGUACUAAACAUCUCGAAUCAAAAUACCAACAACAGUAAUCAUAAUUAUAAUCAUAAUCAUAACCAUGAUUAUAUUCCAAAAACAAAAAUAUAUCCAAAUUUAACAGAUUUGGGACAAUGUCGGAAUAUGGCAGACACGAUACAGUUUAAAUCUAAUUUUACUGAUGCUACUGCUGGUAUUGAUACCCAUAACCUUAUGGCCACACCGUUGGUUAGAAGAUUUACUGAGCCAAUAUAUAUGGAUAGAAAUAUGAUUGAUAGUCUUACAGAAUCGGAUAUUAAUAGUACUAAUGAUCAGAGUUAUCAUCCAGAUAUUCCAUGUACAAGGCAUCAUCAUAGGAGAAAUACAAUAGCUAUAAAAUUUAACAAACCAUUAUAUAAGCAAUGUUUGACAAAUAAAUAA
Molecule: messenger RNA, 630 nt
Organism: Arxiozyma heterogenica
Lineage: Eukaryota; Fungi; Ascomycota; Saccharomycetes; Saccharomycetales; Saccharomycetaceae
Exons: 1
Coding region: 1-630 (209 amino acids)
Source: RefSeq, a predicted model, not a curated record